Closterium sp. Naga37s-1 is the source of this 2406-nucleotide messenger RNA. The record is from the annotation of a GenBank genome assembly. Lineage: Eukaryota; Viridiplantae; Streptophyta; Zygnematophyceae; Desmidiales; Closteriaceae.
AUGCAGAAUCUGCUGUCAGGCGGGCUGGACAAGGCGCAUGCAGGGCGGAAGGGGGGAGCAGGCAGGGACAUGGAGGAAGGAUGUGGUAGCUUCAUGCAGAAUCUGCUGUCAGGCGGGUUGGAGAAUGCACACGCAGAGAGAAAAGGGAGAGGCGGGAGAGGAGCUGUAGGAGGUGGGGGUGGAGGAGCGGAGCAGAUGGAGAAGGAUUUGGAAGGGUCCUGGAGGAUCAUGGACGGCGGUGGCAAGGAUGGGAGGAAUGGGAAGGGUGCUCAGUGGAGGGAGCAUCUGAAGGGGUGCAGCCACUGCAGUGAGGAGGGCAGCAGUAGCAGCAGCACUGGUGGCGGUGGCAGCAGCAGCAGUGUGGGUGCGACGAAAUUUCCCAAGGGCAUGUAUUUGAGUGGCGUGGGUGCGACCGACUUUGCUCUUUCCGUUGCUGCUGUGCUGUCGAAGCCACAAUACUGCAAGGAGAGUGACUUUUAUUUCCAAGACGGGAACACUGCGAGCAAGACAAGGGUUGAGGAUGCAGCUAUUGAGACGGCCAGGGAGAGGCUGCAACGGAGUCCACGGGGUGAAGGAGGGGCAGCAAGCAGAGGUGUGGGAACAACAGCAUCAGCAUCACACCCUGCAGUGGUAGCAGCAAUUGCCAACACUCCUGUGAAUACAAACCCUGUCGUUGCAGUCUUCACGUAUCGUGCUGCCCGCAUAUUGCAGUGGGCCCGGACCUAUGGGUCUGAACUCAUCCCCACUAGUCAAUGCUGCAAGGACAGCCCCCAGGAGAAGGUCCGGCACAUGCGCCACCCGCUUCGGGACCUUCCGAGCCUGCUGGUCAGGCUCGGCGCCAUCCCCAAGCCUCUGGACCAAGGUGAGUUCCCCUUGGAGUGGGAAGAGUGGACUCGUGGCGAUGAAGCUGCCGGGAAACUUCCUGAUGACGCCAAUGCGAGAUUCUUUCACCUGGGGAUUGUGGAGGAAGCGAGGGGGACAGCAUGGGAGCGUGGGGCAGGAGAGAAGGGCGGACAGGGGUCAAAUGCAGGAGGCAAGACUGAGACCGCGAAGGGGAAAGGAGGAGACAAAAGGAGGGGCAAUCGGGAGGGAAGGAGCAGAGGGAGUGGGGAAGAAGGUAGAAUUAAGGGAUUGGGGAGGAGCGAAGACGAUAGGCUGCUACAUCAGCCGCUCACAGGACUGGUGCCGCUAGUGCAGAGGAAAAUCCCCAUCGUCUGCUGCAUUGCUGAUGCCGAAAUCCUAGUGGAGUUCGCCGGGUAUCUGGUCAAGCCACCUGCAUGCGCUCACUGCAAGCAGUGCCUUGGUGUCUAUAGCCGUCGCAUGCCCUUCCUCAUGGUCCUCACCAACUACGCCUACCGACCUGUCACCACCCUUUUCAACCGCUUUGUAUCCAUCUUCCCUCCUCCCUCUCCCGAAUUCGACCGGCUCGCUACUCAUAUGGGUCUGCCGCCGUUCCCUGCCAGCCUGCCUGGCUUUCUAAGGUUACCUGUGGUGCAGGCGCGGGCAGAGCAGGUCCCGAUCGCCUUUUUGCUGCAAGUGGCUUACAACUGGCCUCUCCAUAUCCUGGGAAUGACGGACCUGAAAUACGUACACAUGCUGCGAGAAAGAAAGGAAGAAGACGGGAGGGUGUGGGAGGAGGUGAAAAUGUGGUGCCUUGCGAUGCUGUUUGCUUGGACGGGUGGGAUGAAGCUCGAGGCUGAGGCAUUGAGUGACACGUGCAAGGGAAGAAAGGAGCGGUCCGGUCAGGAUGGAGGGGAGGGAGAGGAGAUUUCGAGUGAGAAGUGGCGUGAAUUCUGGAAGAGGGCUGCCGUGCCCAGGUUUUGUGAAGACUUGCAGGAUGAUGGUGGGCCUUCUGGAGGUGCCAGUGGAAGCAGCAAAAGCAGCGGCAGCUUUGGGAGCAGCAGCUUUAGUCGCGAAAGUGACAGACGAAGGGGAGAUGAUGUGAAGGACAAGAAUGAGGAGGAGCCGGCGUAUCUGAAGGCAUGGCCGGGGGGAGUCAAUCUGGUGGCAUGUCUGCGAGAGAUGCUGCUGGGGGAGCCGUGCUACCGCCCUGCCCCCCGUGCUGCCCCUUCCACCCCCGCUGCUCCACCCACUGUCUCUGCGCCUAACCAUGCAAAUGCACCCGUUUCAGUUACAGGGGGCACUGGUUCUGCUGGUGGUGGGGAGAGUGUGUGUGGUGCUGUCGGGUGUGGGAGGGUGGAAGGUGGUGCUGUAAAGCUGAAGAACUGCUCUGGGUGUGGCAAGGUGGCGUAUUGCAGCAGAGAGUGCCAAAAGGCGCACUGGCCCUCCCACAAGCUCACAUGCCCCGGCAGGACCAGCGGCAAGAAGAGUGGGACGGAUGGGAGCAAGGAUGGCAGUGGCAGUAGUGGCAUGGCGAUUGGCAAGGUAAGUGGGCAAGGUGGGUAG